Talaromyces proteolyticus is the source of this 1198-nucleotide messenger RNA. RefSeq lists its product as uncharacterized. The record is from RefSeq and is a predicted model, not a curated record. The coding region runs from base 110 to 1198 and encodes 362 amino acids. The transcript is spliced from 3 exons. Lineage: Eukaryota; Fungi; Ascomycota; Eurotiomycetes; Eurotiales; Trichocomaceae.
AUUUGCUUUAUAGCUUACCAAGUUCUCUUGUUUUAUUCUUUCCCUAGUAUUCAUUUCCAGAGCUUCCUCUUUGCUGAUACUAAUUUAGCAAAGGUUUGAAGACCUCGCUAUGCGUGCAAGGCGGUCUAGUACCGGUGAAACCUCAACUGAUUUGAGCAAGGGAGGACCAAGGAAAAGGAGAACUCUGAGCGUGGGAGAAAUCGGAGCGCACCACAGCCCUGCAUCACUUCGACGAGAGGUGUGCUCUCGUGUUGAGCGGGUUACAAAUAUAAGGUCAAGCCUCUAUCGUCAAACAUAUCAUGAGUUUCUCUGCCCACUACUCAGGUUCGCUGCUAGCCCAACGUUCAGUUCAUGGUUUAUUGAGCCACUUUUCGCAUCAGAUGCCAAAUCGUCUGAGAUUAUUAAAAUCAGAGAAAGCAUUCCUCCGGAUAGUGAUAGAGCUCCUAAAACAGCAAAGAAACGAAUGACCAGCAAUUCGAAUUUGCUCUUUCUUACCAUAGUCAAUCCGUACCUACAGUUACUGUCAGAUAUGUUGGGCAAGUCUAUGGGGAAGGAGGAUAAACCACAUGGAAGAGAUCAAAACGGACUAUUCGUACUAAAAUCGACAGAAGCAUGGAUCAUUCCGAUGCAACAGCUGAGAUUAGCAGCUCUGUUACAAGUCUCUUUCACAAUUGGUGGGACCACGCUCGACAAAGUCAAAAAUUUGGAUCUAGUACAGAUCUUUACAUCGAAAGCUGGUGUGGCGAGGAUCACUAAACUUUCACUAGAUUCUUCCCUGUCAGUAAUUGUUAUUCGCUUUACUCAUCCUGGUUACAAGAGGACUCAAUCAUCAGCCACGGAAUAUCAUGUCCACUGGCUUUCUUGGUUUUCAGCUUGGGUCCACCUCGAUACUGCUAUGAACAUUCUUCAGGCUGAACAGACUUCUACAGCAAACCGUGAGAGUCUGUGUCAAAAAAUUUUCGAGAACACGAGAGCCAAAUUGCAAAAUUCUGGGUUCUACACCUAUCUCACAUCAGUCAAUCAGGAGAGGGCUAGGGAAACCCCAAUGACCAAGCACCUAGUCCCCAUGAUAGAUAGUGAACGGAUUCUGGGGUUACCAGAGAAACGGAAAUCAACGAAACGAAACGAAGCUUGGAGGAGGAUGCUGCAUUAUUUCUUCCACCAAAAAGUUGGACUGAUGAGGAUUGCGCCACCUUAG